Molecule: messenger RNA, 2924 nt
Organism: Schizosaccharomyces octosporus yFS286
Lineage: Eukaryota; Fungi; Ascomycota; Schizosaccharomycetes; Schizosaccharomycetales; Schizosaccharomycetaceae
Product: sister chromatid cohesion protein/DNA polymerase eta Eso1
Exons: 1
Coding region: 205-2799 (864 amino acids)
Biological process (GO): error-prone translesion synthesis; response to radiation
Cellular component (GO): nucleus; replication fork; site of double-strand break
Molecular function (GO): DNA-directed DNA polymerase activity; damaged DNA binding
Source: RefSeq, a predicted model, not a curated record
GAAAAAAAAAUUCAUAAAUUGAUUCAUUGUUAAAAAGAAAUUCAUCACUAUUAGCUCUCUACUCAUCCAAAGUUUUAGAUAGCUUUCGGUGUUUUGUCUUUUAGUACCACCACUGUACAUCUUAAUGAAAACUGUUCCACUGUUCAUAAACAUUGCACGAUUGUUUUCUUUUACGCAAAUAAAAGAGUAAAAGUAAUGAACUGAAUGGAAAGUAGGAAAAGCAAGUUUUCUUGGAGAGAUUUGGAGUAUUGUGACAAGCCGACGUCUCGAACUGGCCCGCUGAGGAUCGUAGCCCACAUUGAUCAAGAUGCAUUUUACGCCCAAGUGGAAAUAGUGAGACUAGGAGUUAAUCCAUCUACUCCUUUUGCUGUGCAACAAUGGCAAGGUCUUAUAGCUGUAAACUAUCCAGCUAGAGACGCAAACGUUUCAAGACAUGAAACCAUUACAGAAGCUAAAAAAAAGUGUCCCGAACUUCAAGUUGCACACGUAAAAACUUGGAAGGCCGGUGAUACAGAAGCCAAAUACCAUGAAAAUCCUGACCCAAGUAAUUUCAAAGCUUGCUUGGAUCCGUACAGACAUGAGAGUGUCAAGAUUUUGAACAUUAUUAAAAAACAUGCGCCUAUCGUGAAGAAGGCUAGUAUUGACGAAUGUUUCAUAGAGCUUACCGGUGAAGUAAAAAAGCUUGUUUUAGAAGAGUACCCUUUCUUGAAAACUCCGCCAGGCGAUUUGGAUACAUCCCUUCCAGCUGCUCCAGUGCUUCUAUGGAAACAUGAAAAUGGAUUAUUAAUUGACAAGGAGGGAGGCAAUACUGGUGAAGAAUAUGAACAGGACUGGGAUGAUAUAUUUCUCCAUUAUGCGGCGAAAGUAGUGAAAGCAAUUCGAGAAGACAUAUUUCAAUCAUUGCACUAUACAUGUUCUGCUGGAAUUUCUUUCAACCCAAUGCUUGCAAAGCUUGUUAGUUCUCGAAAUAAACCAAAUAAGCAAGCAACCUUAUGUCGCAGCGGCAUAAAGGAAUAUCUUGGAUCACUAAGCAUUACCGACAUAAGGAUGUUGGGCGGAAAAUUCGGAGAGGAAGUGGUUCGAAUUCUUGGUACUGACUCCAUUUCUGAUGUGUGGUCCAUGCAGCUUGACAAUGUUAUGCGACAGCUUGGCCAAGUGAAUGGCAGGCUUGUUUGGAAUAUGUGCCAUGGUCUUGAUGAUACAGAAAUAACAACUCAGAUACAAAUUAAAUCCAUGCUAUCUGCAAAAAACUUCGGUCAGAAUAAACUAAAAGAUGAACAUGCAGUUCUCAACUGGUUUCGCGUGUUUGGCUCCGACUUACAUUCCCGUUUCAUGGAAGUAGAAGGUCUCCGAAGGCCCAAAACGUUGUGCCUGCAUGUUUUAACCGGUUCUCUUCGUAAAUCGAGAUCGGCCCAAAUCCCUCUAGAUGCUGAUAUUACAGUGGAUUAUAUUGCUAGUCAUUGCAUGAAGCUUCUUCGACAGCUUCAAGAUGAGUAUGAUGUGUAUCCGAUUUCCCAUUUAUCAGUUAGUUUCCAAAACAUAGUAGAAAUUGACAAGAGUUCACGGGGUAUAGAGUCUUUUCUACGUCCUAACAGGAUUCAUCCGAAACAGAUACCUACUAUGGAUGAUAAUCCAAAGCUUCAGUUGGAUGAGAACACUAAACCUCAACAGCAAUGUCCGUCUGAAGACAACCAAGAAGCGUCACCGAAGAAGAAAAGAAGUAUUUCUGGAAUGUUCAAAGAUAUUUCGGAUAAUCCAAGUCCUACUAUUCAACAGUCAUAUACAUGUGAUGAAUGCGGACAUAUCAUUCCUUUUAGUAAUAAGGGUGAACAUGAUGAUUAUCAUUUUGCUAUAAAUCUUUCUCGUAAAGAAAGGUUAGUUGAACAGCAGCCGUCUAAUGCUUCUAAUACAGAUAAACCAAUAAACACCGGGAAGAACAGGACGUACGGACGCAGGACUGGUAACAAACACUUUACUUUGCCGAUAGAUAGCCCAUCACCAAAAAAGGCCUUUCUUGACGCUUUUUUUACUUCAAAUCAAAGUACGUCGUCAACAUCUUCCUUGCAUAAAAAGAAUAAUUCCGUUGGCUUUUCCGGUUCUUCAAGCGCUACCCAGAUGCAUUUGGACCUAGGGUCAACUACUGUUACAUGUUCAGAAUGUCUAAUGGAAUACAAUAAAGCAAGUGAAGAAGACGUGGAUUUGCAUUCAAGAUUUCAUUCUCGUACACUUGGUGGUAUCACUUUAAGUAUGCAGACAGAACCUAUAAAACGACUCAGCUAUUCUGUCAAUGGCGACUCAAUCUACAUGAUUACAGCUGAAAGUUCAUUGUUAGAUCAAAAGAAAGCCGAGGAAGCUUUAAACUUUGUUAAUGAAGAACUUUCCGGCGAGCCUAUGGAAACUAUCGGUGUUGAUAAGUAUUCCAUUUUCCUAUUUACUUCUGGAAAAAAGUGUGUCGGGCUUUUGUUAGCAGAGCGUAUAAAUUCCGCAUAUGUGAUUAGUGAGAAAGAGGAUGAGAAAGCAUUUUUCUCUUCCGCUGUGUAUAUAAAAGAAAACAAAUUACAGGCUGGAUUUCUUCUUGGAGUUUCAAGGAUCUGGGUUACUCCAUCACGCCGGAAACAAGGAAUUGCUCGUGCACUUUUAGAAUGCGCGACUUCUCAUUUUAUUUAUGGUUAUAAAAUAUCCAACAAAGAAAUCGCUUUUACUCAACCAAGUGAAAGCGGAAAACGGUUUAUCUUGUCUUGGAGUAGAACUUAUCAAAAAGACAAAGCAGGAGUACAAUAUGCAGUCUAUGAAAAUUAAAGGUCAAAAUAAUUUUGAACUACAUGAGAUUUAUUAUUACAAAUCAUUUUUUAUAGCAGGUUCUAUAGGUGAAGGAUAAUAUUGAAAACAAAUAAAUAUAUUUUGCACUAACACAAGUAUCAAAC